Messenger RNA from Huiozyma naganishii CBS 8797, 1221 nucleotides. RefSeq names its product Okp1p (gene OKP1). NCBI's taxonomy places the organism in Eukaryota, Fungi, Ascomycota, Saccharomycetes, Saccharomycetales, Saccharomycetaceae. Bases 1 to 1221 code for a protein of 406 amino acids. The record is from RefSeq and is a predicted model, not a curated record. The transcript has a single exon.
AUGUUCGUUCCUAUUGCCAAUUUCACCUUUUCAUUCAGGGAAAAAAAUUACGCGUACGUAAUAAUAAACAAUCGAUAUUCAAAUAUAGUCCCAGAAGAUUUGUACAUAGUUAGACGCUCCUCUCCACCAGACUAUACAAUGAGCUCUAUAGGAAAUAACCUAACGGCAUCACUGUCACCGAGUGGCUCGGACCUCAGAGACAUCAAUACCGCUGAUUUAAGAUUAAAUGCUAGGACGCUGUUCGUGAAAAGCUCAUCACCGGCAGUAACACCAAGGGACCGGCCCUUCGAUGAUUUCGCCCUGCCCAUCAAUCCGUCACGGGUUACAAAGAAGAGGGGGUCAAAGGCCCCAAGGAGGACGACACAGACCCAACGUACGGACCCCUGGGAUUUCAAGAGUGUCGUAAGAGAUAUGUUCAAUGACGAAAUACUCCGCGACCAACACAUCGACAUUAAAUCUCUGCACUGGAGGCGAACACCGGAUAAAUUGCGUCAGUGUAUACUCCGGAUCGUGGAAGGUAAUAUAGAACACUCGCUUGAGGAAACGUUUGCUGAGUGUGAUUCGGAAUUGAACGAAGUGCUGAACUACGACAGAACGGAGCUCGAUAAAGUGCACAAGGUGAAAAGGAAACUGAUGGGGAAGAUUGUAGAGAAGAUGUCGAACAAGCUGGAAGAAUGCCGGUUCCCAGCGGAGGUGAAUGGCGAGGACCUAGACAUUGAGUACGUGUUCGCUAAGAGGAAGUAUAUACAGGAGAAGCACCAGCAGGAAUUGCAAGAUGUGGAGAGACUCGAGCUGGAGAUCAUCAAGGAGAGGAACAAACUUAGAGAGACGAAGGACUUGCUGGCCAAACUGAAGACGAGCGAUACAAAGAUUUUGAAGGAUAAUCUCUUGAAGGGUAAUUUGCACCCUCUGCUGAACACUGCAUUACAAAACACUUACGGCUUGAUGACAGACCCAGAAAAGGACGAGACAGACAGAAGCAGAGUCUCGCCACUUUCCAAAGACAUUGCCAAAUUCAACCUGGUGAUACCUACGCGGGUCAAAACAACUUUACCGCAGGAUCCGGAACAUUCGCGGCUCGCGCAGAGUAAAUUGCCCGCCCUAGCAGCGUACGAGGGCCUCUCAGCCAAAUUGAACGAUACACUCGCGACGUAUCUUGAAAAAGCAGAAUCGCAAACCAUCUCAGAGUUUCUCGCAAACCAAGAUUCAGACCGCAUCUAA